AUGCCAGUUGAGCCAGGCUGUCUCACCGGCGCUUUCCCCGGUGAAUAUUUCAAUUCUUCAUCGCUGUCGUGGAUCUUUGGAGCCCAUUCUCCGGUCAUAGGAUUUUCACCUUCUUCGAGCGUGGAAUUUGUUCCCGUUUUUCCACCUGUGUACGCCUCUACGGUUCCGCCUCACGCUGGGAAAAACUGGAUCGAUAAAAGGCUGCCGAACUGCAAAAUAUACUUGAAUAAUGCGUUUGCGCUGGAUUCAGCGUGGAUACAUCCUGAGGAAUCCAGACUCUUCCAGGGAAACGAGAAGCCUCUCUUAAUGGCAAAUCAAGUCGCAAUGGCCAUAGCCAGGCCAGCUGCUGCCUCCAGGCCUCUUCCCACAGUGGUGUUGGCGCCUCAGCUGAUACCAGGUGGUUGCCAGAACAGCCUUAAGCCGGUCGGCGGCAAUCAGACCCUGGCGUUGGCCGCCGCGGCCACCACCGCCAUGGUGUCGAUGGAGCCUGAAGCCGCCCAGGGACCUCUGGCACCGAGUGUCCAGCCCUGUCACGUGCUGACCUUCUCUCCCAUCAAAAUUCCAGUCCUGGCUUCGCAUUUCCCAGGUUCUGCCUCCAGCAUGGACGCUCGUGUGGGUCCUCUGAUGCCAACGCAAGUCACCCGGGUAACCGCUGUGUCUGCACCGGCCAUGACGUUCAUGGCAACCAACCUGGUGGACCAGGCAUUAACAGAUAACGGCAAGGAGUCGAGCCGACCCUCCUGCCCGCAGACCCUGAUUUUGCACACGGAGAGGAAGAGCAGCCCUGCGGAGAGCGCCGGCGAUAAGGAUCACUCUUUCAAACUAGUCGGCGAGGAUGACAGCACGUCUAACGGCAACAAGCCCGUGGCAUCCACGCCAGUGCCGGGCUCUCCGUGGUGUGUAGUCUGGACUGGAGAUGACCGGGUCUUCUUCUUCAACCCUACAAUGCAGCUGUCAGUCUGGGAGAAGCCGGUGGACCUGAAGCACCGCGGUGACAUAAACCGGAUCAUCGAGGAUCCCCCUCACAAGCGCAAGCUGGAAGCUGCAGCAACAGAUAAAUGUGUUAGUUCUUGUCCAGGGGAUGAAAAUGAUGAUCUUAGCAUCAAAACUAAGAGAAAUAAAACAGAAGAUUCCCAAGCUGCUGAGCAGGGGAAGGCUGGAACGGAGGAGAAAAAGGAGGACUCGUCAGCGCCUCGGCUCACGCCUCCCCUGGAAGAGCGCAUCACUCAUUUCCGAGACAUGCUGCUGGAGAGGGGGGUUUCGGCAUUUUCUACGUGGGAAAAAGAGUUACACAAAAUAGUAUUUGAUCCACGCUAUCUUCUACUAAAUUCAGAAGAACGGAAGCAGAUAUUCGAACAGUUUGUCAAGACCAGGAUCAGAGAAGAGUACAAAGAAAAGAAAAACAAAUUGUUGUUAGCCAAAGAAGAAUUUAAAAAGCUCCUUGAAGAAUCCAAGUUAUCGCCCAGAACGACGUUCAAAGAAUUCGCAGAGAAAUAUGGCAGAGAUCAGCGGUUUCGCCUUGUCCAGAAGAAGAAGGACCAAGAGCAUUUUUUCAAUCAGUUCAUACUGAUUCUUAAAAAGAGGGACAAAGAAAACAGGAUAAGGCUACGGAAAAUGAGAUAA
Molecule: messenger RNA, 1623 nt
Organism: Egretta garzetta (little egret)
Lineage: Eukaryota; Metazoa; Chordata; Aves; Pelecaniformes; Ardeidae
Gene: TCERG1L
Product: transcription elongation regulator 1 like
Exons: 13
Coding region: 1-1623 (540 amino acids)
Cellular component (GO): nucleus
Molecular function (GO): transcription coregulator activity; RNA polymerase binding
Source: RefSeq, a predicted model, not a curated record